This is a messenger RNA of Paramecium sonneborni, 4378 nucleotides long. NCBI's taxonomy places the organism in Eukaryota, Ciliophora, Oligohymenophorea, Peniculida, Parameciidae. The record is from the annotation of a GenBank genome assembly.
AUGAUGUUUUUGCUUAUGAUUGAUUUUCUAUUAGUACCUGUUGUUUGGAGUGAAUUUCAGAAUUAUAAAUGUUUUAGAGAGAAUAUUACUUCAUAGUAUGAUUGUGAACGUUACUAUGAGGGCCAAAGUUAUUGGAAUUCGACAGGUUGUUAUAAAAAUGAAACUGUAAUUGAUCCAGAAACAAGUGAGACAGACAAUGAUCCAACAUAUUGUAAUUAAAUUUAGAGUAGCUAAUGUUCUGAAAAUAUUAAUUGUGCCUUAAUUAAUGAUAUAUGUUGGCAUUUUACAGGUUGUAGUGCAUUUUUGAAAGAAAAAGAUGAAGAAUGUUAAUAUAUAUCUAGGAGAUGUAUAUCAAAUGGAAUUUAAUGUGUAGAGAUAAGAUUAUGUGAUGAAUACUUGACAUAAAAGUCUUGUUAAUAUGAUGAAAAUGGUGACUUUUGUUAUUGGGAUUCUUAAGGUUCAAAAUGCUUAAUUGCUUUUACUUGUGAGUAGUUUCCAAAAUCGUUAAAAAUUGAUUCGUAAUGUAGGGAUGAGUUAAAUACAUGUACAGUAGCUUAAUUUGGGGAAGGAUGUGUAGAAAGUGGUUUGAAAUGUUCUGAUCAAUUAUUCUAGAAUUAAUGUUUUUGGAAUCAUGAUUAAACAUAGCAAUGUUUUUGGAAUGGAACUAGUUGUGUAGAUAAAAUUUGUUAGAAUGCUCUUAAUACUCUUAAAACAGAUGAGGAAUGUAAAAAUUAUCUAAAGAUAUGUACAACAAAAUAAUAUGGAGGGUGUGUAGAGAGAACUACUUGUGAAGCAAUUUUAAUCAGGGAAGCAUGUAAGAAUAAUUAGAAAGGAGGGAUAUGUUAUUGGGACGGUACAAAAUGUUUGGACAAAAUUUGUAAAAAUGCUUCUUCAACAUAUAAGACAAAUCUAGAAUGCGAAUAAUAUAUUAAAAAUUGUAUUACAAAUGGAUAAGGUUGUGGAGAUAAUUAAGGGUGUAAUUCAGCAAAAAUAGAGGAUGCUUGUGAGAAAGAUAUAAAUAAUAAUAAAUGUAUUUGGAGAAAUAAUAUAUGUUAAAGAGCUUAAUGUGACUUAGCUUAGAAUAGUUUAAUAAGUAAUUUAGAUUGUUCAAAGUUUUUGUAAGGAUGUGUUACUAAGAAAGGAGGAGGAUGUAGAAAAAUAAGUAAAUGUUAAGAUUACAAUAUUGAGGAGGCAUGCUUAAUAGAUUCAGAUGGAAAUGAAUGUUUUUGGAAUGAUUAAGAAAUAUGUUUAAAUAAAACAUGUGAAAAUGCACCUAAAACACUUUAAUCUCAUGAUGAAUGUUAACACUAUAGCGAGGAUUGUACAAUAGAUCCAGAUACAAAUUUUGGAUGCAUUAAUAUGAUAUGUGAAAAUAUAAGAGAUUAAUAAUUAUGUGUAGAGGAUUUAGAUGGAAAUAAAUGUUUAUAUUAAGAGAAAUGUUCAAGUAAAGAAUGUACGUUAGGAAAAUUAACAAGUGCAAUAGAAUGCAAUAAUUUUUUGAGUAAAUGUACUUUGAAUGAUGAAGGUAAUGGAUGCACAUUACUUCCACCAACAUGUCAAGGGAAUAGUAAGAAAAAUAAUUGUUAUUUUCGAGUAGGUGGAGAAUGUGGAUGGGAUAGGCAGAUUAAUAUAUGUGUAGAUAAAUAAUGUUAUACAGCAGAUAUUAAUUAUAAUAGUAAUGAAUUAUGUGGAUAAUAUCUUAAAGGAUGUGUAAUUAGUAAUACAGUAGGUUGUAUGGAUUUACCAAAAUUAUGUAAAGAUAGAAAACGAAUAGAGAAUUGUCAUUUUGAUGAUGAAGAUGAUGAUUGUGUAUGGGGAUUAGAUUAAUGUCAAUCAAGAUCAUGUUAAACAGCUCAAUUCGAAUUAGAUUAAAAAAAUAUGUCAGAAUGCAAUUCAUAUAUAGAAUGUUCUUAAGAUGUUACCAAAUGUUGUAUUUUAAAUAAUGAUAAUAAUAAUUGUUAAAAUAAAAGUAUAUGUGAAGUUUUGACAUAAUCUAAUUGUAUAAAAGAUGCAGCAUAAGAAGGUGCUUGUAUUUGGAAUGGAGCUUAAUGCAUUAAUGCUGAUAUUUUAGAAUAUACUGAUUAUAUUGGAUAUAACCAUUAAUAAUGCUAUGAACUUAAGAAUACAUGUACUGUCAAUGAAACUGGAAAUGGUUGUAUAUAAUUAAAAGAAUGUGAAGAUUAUGUUAACUCCUCUUAAUGUAUUUUAAAUUUAAGACAUUAAUUUUGCAAAUGGAAUUCUGUUUCUAGAACUUGCUCAUCAUAUUCAUGUGCUAAUGCGGCAGAUUCUUAUGAAUAUGCAACUGAUGAGUAAUGUAGAACAUUUUAGAGUGAUUGCACUGUUCAUCCUAAUAUUGGAGGAUGUGUUGAAAAAUUUGAUACUUGUGAAUAAUAUCUAAAAAAAGAAUCUUGUUUCAAAACUAUCUCAUCUACUAAAAUUAAUUGUAUUUGGUAUAAUAAUUAAUGUAAAACCAUUAACGUUUGUGAUGAUAUCAAAUUUCUUACUACUUAUUCUACUUCUAAUUGUGAAUCUAUUCUCUUUGAAUGCAAAGUCAAUUUAACAAAUAAUGGAUGCAUUCUAAAAACUUGUACUGAUUAUUCUUAUUCUACUCUUGAUAAAUGUCAAAGUAUUGGUUAAUGUUCAAUUAACAAAAUGAAAAAUUAAUGCAUCCCCUUUAAAAAUUACUGUUAUGAAUACAAUAAUAAAGAUGAUUGCUAUUUCUCUUUCAAUGAAGGAUUAUGUAUUUCUUAUAAAGAUUACUGUGUUAUAAAAAAUUACCCUUGCAAUUUCAUGUCUGGAGAUGAAAUCACAUGUCCUUAAUUUAGAGAAGCAUGUUUUUUCUAUAUAUUCGCUGGUAAUUGUAAAAGAAAGCUUUGUUAAUCUCAAGUGGCCCCUAAAACAACCUUAACUGAUUGUUAAGAUUUUGAUAUCGGUUGCACUUCAUAAAUUGAAUUAGAAGAAUGUACUGAUAUUAUGGCUACUUGUUAAGAUUACCACAGUCUUAAUCUCUGCCAUUUUCCAAAAACGGUUAUUGUAUACUGAUGCAAUUUUUCCAUUAUACUCUUCUAACUAAUAAUGCAAAUCUAUUUAAUAUGUAGAUUGUAUUUUAAGUAAUACAGGUAAGGGAUGCUAAGACAAUUAACAAUAGUGUGAAUCCUUUUACUCGUAAUUAUCAUGCAUUGUUGAUAUAAAAGGGUAACCAUGCCAAUGGAAUAAUAAUUAAUGUUUGACAAAAACAUGUACUUCUGCUCCCAUUUCUCUAACAACCUUAGAAUAAUGUUUAUCCUACUAUACCAAAGUUAAGUGCACAACUAAAACGGGAGGUGGUUGUACUUUUCAAUUAGAUUUAUGCGAAAAUUAUACUGAUUAAGGCUCGUGCAUUAUCACUAAAAAAGGUGUAAAAUGUGGAUAUGAUGAAAAAAAUAAAAAAUGUUUAAUAAAGAGUUGUUAAACAGCACCAUUGUCUUAUAAAUCGCACUAUUAAUGUUAUAGUUAUUUGGAUACGUGUACGGUAGAAGCUAAUGGAAGCGGUUGUUAAAUCAUCCCAAAAACCUGUUAAGAAAUGACUAUGAUACAAUGUGAAGUUAAUUAUUGUUAUUACGAUUAAGAUAAAAAUAUGUGUAUUAAUAAAACUUGUUAAAACAAACCAGAUAUUAUAACAGAUUGUGCAUUGUAUUUUGAUGAAUGUUUUUUAGAUACUAUAAAAUGUAGGAAGGCCAUCUGUGAAUAUUAUUUCUAUGCAACAGAUAAAGAAUGCAAAAAUGUAAUGUCUAAUUGUACUAGUAAUGGGAAUUAAUGUAUUCCUAGAAAGUAAUGCAAUUAAUCUGUAAAUGAAGCAAGUUGUGUUUCUUAACCAGAUGGACAAUUAUGUUAGUGGACUAGCAGUAAUUAAUGCUAAAUAAGACAAUGUAAUAUAGCUCCUAGAAGUUUAAUUACUCAUUCAUAAUGUUAAUAAUAUCUCAAUAAAUGCACAACUCAAAAAAAUGGAGGAUGCACUAAUUUAAUGUCAUGUAUAGAAUAUAGUUUUUAAGAGUAAUGUAUGAUUGAUGUUUCCAAACAGCCAUGUAUUUGGGAUGGAAGCGUAAAUUUGUGCAGAAAUUAAUAAUGUAGAGAUUUUAAUGGAUCGAAUCAUAAUUCAUGUCAAAAAAUAUCAUUAGAAUGUACAGCAGAUUUUUAAAGAAGAGGUUAUUGCAUGGAUUUAUUAGAUUGUUCAAUGUAUACCUAAAAAUUACGUUGCAUAAUUGGAAACGAUGGAAGUUGUUUAUGGAUUAAUGAAUAAUGUUAUUAAUAUUCAUAAUGUGAAGACAUUCAAUUUAAAACCCAUNUAUCAGUUUAAAAACUUACUAUAUAUUUGAUUCCAUUUUUAUUAUUAAUUUGA